GGACAACUGAGAACGGACGUCACAGGCUGAACUCUCAUCCUCCUCUGCUGCCAUUCACUCUGUAUCUGAUGAUGCAAGGCGUGCCGUGCCACACCGGCCUCCUCAUGUGAUACAGAAAGGAGGUGGAGGAGGUGGCGGGUGUCCUAAAAGAGUACGCAGCUCCCUGUCUGCUGUACAGUCCGUGGUCCUGCUGCACACUCCAUCAGUCCUGAUCCAGAUCCAGGUCACCCCGGGGCGGAGCUGCACUGUAGAGCGCACGGCGGAGACUCACUGCCUUCUCCAAUCACACAGUCGAGCUCUGCGCCUUCGGACGUAACGUUUCCUGCUCUUUUCCCACAGAAGACACAUUAUUAUUAUUUUCAUCCUCUGUUGACUGUUCAUGAUGGGAGCGGAGAGCUCAGUGCAGGUGGACGGGAAGAGCCCGGAGGAGGAUGCGUCAGCCUCCACCGGGGAGGUGAGUGCGGAGGUGAAGGUGCUCCAGGAGGAAGGCGGCGCCCUCGACAGCAAGUCUUUGCAGAAAAAUGGACAGAUUUCCAGCAUGACCAGCCUGAAUGGACACUCAGAGGACGACACCCUGGCAGAAGUUGGGCAGCCUGACUCUGUGACUGUAGCUCAGAAAGAAGAAGCUCCUGAGAUGACAGUCACAACGCAGGAGGAAGUGGCACCUCAAGUAAAUGGAGAGAAAGUGGAGAAGGAGUCUCCCGAUGCCAACGACAUUUCGGCUGUGGAGGAGACAGCAGGAGAGGAGAAACCUGAUAAUGCCACUGAAGUGGGCUUUAAGAAAAUCUUUCGCUUUGUUGGCUUCAAGUUCACUUUGAAAAAGGACAAAGGUGAGGAGAAAGAGCCAGUGAAGCUACUGACCAUCAAAGAUAAAGACGGGGUGGAGGAAAAUGGGACUGAUGAACCCAAAAAGGAGGAGGACACUGUUUCUGCUGAGGACAAGAGCACAGAGGAAGAAAAGAUGGCUGACACAGAGGCCUCCACUGUUGAAGCAGUCCCUGAAGAUAAACCCGAGAAUGUUGAAACCACUGAUGCCCCACCUGAAGCUGCUGCUGCUGAAAAAACUGAUGAAGAAGUCAAAGAAGAUGAUGUGACCAAGGAAGGAGAGGCAAAUCAGGAUGUAACAAUGACUCUCUCCCCCUUAAAGAAACUAUUUAGUACAGGUCUCUUCUCCAACCUAAGAAAGAAGUCCAGCGUCAAAAAGACGAAAGAUGAGGAAGGAAAGGAAGCAGCAGCAGAAGAGACCACAGCGGCAGCAGAAGAAACCCCAGCCGAAGUGCAGGAUGAACAGGAUGUGACAGUUGAGGAAAAAGAAAAUGUGACAGGAGAAAAAACCAAGGAGGAGGCAGUAACAACUCCAGAGGUAGAAAAAUGUGAGUCAAAGGAGGAAGCACCAGCUAGUCCAACAGAACCAGAACCAAAUGUCACUGCAGUGCCCGAGCCCACCCCUGAAACUGAAGCACCAGCAGAAACUACUAGUGAUGACCCCAAACAAGAGGAGGAAAAGGCAGAAGGUAGCCAUGCAGAGGAGAAGACUACAACAGAGGUGACACCUGAGCCUGAGAUUAUUUCAUCACAAGAGAAAGCAAAGCCACAAGGCAGCCCCCUGAAGAAGCUCUUUACUGGUGCUGGCCUGAGGAAAUUGUCAACAAAAAAACAAAAGGCCAAGAAAGACACUGAGAGCAAAUUGACCGAGUCUGGAGAACAAACGGCCGAACAACUUCAAUCCUCCUCUGAGUCAACUGAAGCACCUAAAACUGAGAGUGGACCCUCAUCUCCAGAGGACUCAGGAGAGCAUGCUAUCGAUGUGGAGGUUACGCAGAAUGGGUCAAGUCAAGAGGCAGAUGCAGAGGUAACCAGUGAUGGAGAGAAGAAAAAGGACGGCAUCAUUGCCUGGUCCUCCUUCAAGAGACUGGUAACACCCAAAAAGCUUGUGAAAAGAUCUUCUGACAGUGAAGAUGAGACAACAGGUGAAAAACCAGCAAAGUCAGCCACACUAUCCUCUUCAGAAAGUGCUGCCCUAACAGAUACAACGCUUGAGGAGGCAAAGGAGGAGGAUUCAAAGGAGGGGAGGUUACCUGAGGAGGAACUGAAGAAUGAAAACACAGAGAAACUGGUCAGCAGCACUGAGGAACCCAAAAAGAAAAUAGACACCUCUGUCUCAUGGGAGGCCCUUAUGUGUAUGGGUGGGACCAAAAAGCGAGCAAGGAAGACCUCUGAUUCUGAUGAUGAAGACACCAAGGUUGAAGAGGAAGCCGCUGCCCCAGCAGCUGGUACAGAAACAGCAGUGGAAGAGCUAGAGGAGACAAAAACUGAGGCUGCUGUACCUCCGGAAAACACAGAGAAUGAAGAAGUGAACAAUGAAGUUGUGUCUGCUCCUGAACCUGUAACAAGUCCCCCUGAGAGAGAAUCAGCCUGGGAUACAUUGAAACGGUUUGUCUUGUCUAAGAAUAAACCUAAGGUGGAGGAAAAACCUGAGGAGAAUGCAACUCAAUCUCAGUCAGAGAGUGAGGCACCAAAGGAAGAGUCAUCUUUCUCUCUGAGAAAGUUCCUCCCUGGACGCAGGAAGAAGAAGGUUGAAAAGCAGACCUCUGUUGAAACAGCUGAGGAGGACUCUGACACCCCUGCUGUGGUUCCACUCUCAGAAUAUGAUGACCAAGUUGUGGCUCAACAAGAAGCUCCAGCAGAACCAGCUGUAGGUCAGGUUAAAGCUGCUGAGGACAGAUCUCCUUCAUGGAUUGCAACGACAAUCCAAGACGCUGGAAACCAGCACGAUCAACUAAGUGACAUUCCAGAAGAGGCAGAGAACACUGCCACACCAAAGUCUAUUGACACUGAUAUUGUUGAAGAUGAAAUUCUAGAUGAUGCUACAACCUCCCCUAAACAUCUUGGUGGCAUGGGCCGUAGGCUGUCCACAGCCGAAGUAGCAUCUGUUGCUCCAGCUCAGGAUGCACAAGCUACACUUGUUCCUGAAGAACCCACAUCUCACUGUGCCACUGAAGUUGUUCAAAAUUUGGAGAUCCAUGUGAGUGAAAUUUCACCUCAGACAUCUGUUACUGUUGAAAAUGUACCAGUACAGGCAGCUUCUGCAGAUAUUGAGUUUGAACCUCCUACUGAAACUGCAGAGUCAAAGACAAAUACUAUCCUGCAAGUUCAUGCUCGUGAGGAGGCAGUGGCCAUCUGCACAGGCCUUGGAACCAAGGAAAUUGCUAAAAUGUCUCUGGAAAAGCCAGCAUCUCCCGUGGUGGAAGUUAUGGCUGUGGUCCGUGACCCAGUGAGCAUAAAUGUUGCUGUAGAAGAUAAACCAGCAAGUGAAGAACAGGCUGUCAUUGCAGAAGACUCUGUGUUCAAAGCUCAAGUUCUUCAAGUAGAUACCACUGACCUUGAGGGUGCUGUUGACAGUUCUCCAGAAGGAGUGCUUGACGUUCAAGCUGCCACAGAGGGUCAUGAACCUGAGAUGGAGAAAACUGGACUCAUCACUACUGCUCUGGAUGAUUCUGUUGUUCUUCAGUCUGCCACUGUAGCAGUGAACUCUCCUAAAGUUGAGGUGGUCAAUCCCAUUACACCAACAUCAGAGACAGCUGUCUGCACCCAGAGUGUUCAAGUCACUGAGCCAAAUAUAGAGACCAAAGAGCUGGCAAUGGAAGAAGAAAAUGUUGGCGCUGCCCUUGAAGAAAAUACACCUGUUACAGAGCUAGCUCAGGUUGUGACUAGGGAGACCUCUUCAACUACAUGUGAAACUGCUUUGACCACCAUGACUAAGGAGACUGAGCCAAACAUCUGUCUUGUCCUGCCAAGUGAAGAGGUUCCUGUUAUUACAGAAACCGUUGUUCUGUCCUCGCUCAGUGUAGGGUCCGAUCAAGUGGAGCUUGCAGUUGAGAAUGCAUCUUUGCUACAGACAGUUGUUGAUGAGAUAACUGAGAUGGAUAAAGGAGAAGACAUGUCUGUGGAGAUCCCAGCAGUUCAAACACUGGAGGUCAGCCAGAUGAUUAAGGAGGAAAUGCAGCAGGCUUGUGAGAGUGAGGUUCAGGGCAUGGCCAUUGCCCAGGCUGUUAUCCAGGAUGCUGUGGAGAAGUUCUCAAAAGAUAUGCCUGAACCAAAGAAACCUUCCACCACAUCAGCUGACAUACCAACACCAGUCCAGGCAGAUGCAAAAAUAGAGAAAGAGAUUGAAAUAUCCGCUGAGAUCCCUGUUAUUACUGACACCCCCAGUACUGCUGUAUGUGAAGGACCACAGUUGCAGUCACUUCACGUUGCCAUGCAGGUCGUUGACACCGUUGCAAUAGAGGUUACAGAGAGUCUUGAGGCCCCUAAAGAGGAAGAGGAAAAGGUUGUGGAAAGUCAGACUGGCGAAGAGAGUAGUCAGGUUAAAAAGGAAGAGUGUGAAGAAGAGGAAAAACUGCUAGCUGAGGAAGUGAAAGAAAAAGAUGAGGAUGAAAGUGAGACCAAAAAGCCAACCCCAGUGGUGCUGCAGAUAGCACAGGUGGUUGAGGAAGCAUCAGUGGAAGAAGAAGCUGUUGUAGAGUUUGACACCAAUGGUCCCGUAGAUGACAAGACCAGCCAGAAGGAGGAGAGACCUGAAAGUGAAAACAACCUCUCAACACUGACAGAAGAACCAACAGAGGUCUCUUCCGCAAGCCAAGUCACAGUGACCACAGAAGAAAGCCAGCCAGAGACAACAUCAAAGUGUGCAGAGGUGAUGGCACAGGUGAUCGACGUGAUCGAGGAGGCAGUGAAGGAGAUUGAGCCCGUGUCCACAGAGAUCACGGCAACAUCGUGAGCAGCUAAAAAUACAAGAUGUGUGCCUGGGAGACACACACACUGUCUGGAUCAGGAAGUGAGUGAUAAUGGAGAAGAGAGAGGCUGCUCUGUGGUGACACGAGACAGGGCCUUGUUCAUCCUGCCCAGAAAAAGACUGUGUGCCAUUGGCCCUUCACCUGUACCUUCCAGCCCUAUCCUGCAGCCCUGUCACAACAAUGUGACGCCCCACUGACAAAUCCUCACCCCCUCAGUCAAACACACACACACAGUAACGCAUGUCCUUCAACUGAAGAAUUGUCCCAUCUGGCUUGUAAUAAAUGUUGGUGUUUGUUCCACAUCUCAGUGACUUUCCCAUCGCUCUAGCUGCGUGAGAUUAGAGGCUGCAACCUGGUCGUAUGUGUGUAUGUGUGUGCGUGUCUGUAGUGUAUCAGAGUGAGAGAGGGAUAUUGUGUUAGACAGCGACAAGAUGGAGGAUUAUUACCUUGUUUAUUGUAUUUAUAUCUUGAGUAUAUUUUCAAAAUUGUAUUUUUUUUCCUCAUGUUGUUACUGUUUUGACAGAUUUUUUUCAUGUUUUAAUCAUUUCCAUAGAAGCUGCGAGACAUUAGAUUAUUUUUAGCAACAGGGUAGCUGAAGGUAGGGUCAACACACAGGCAGAAAGGCAGAAAUUAUUUUGUUUCGUCAAACGUAACAACAAAAUGUUGAACCUGUUGCAUUGAAGUGUCUUGUGCAUCACAGCGUUUUCUGUCAUGUUACAGGGAUUUUUUUAAGCAUCAGUAGCAAAUAUGACUUAACCAUGGUACAAGUGUGAUUCUGUGCAGUGGAGAAACAGGAAGUCAGAGAAUAAUAAUGACCAACUGCCAGCAAUGCCCCUCAUGAUUGACUUUAAGAAGUCUUUUUGUCCCAAGAAGACUGUCUACACUCAUCUAACAACAAGCUAAAUUAGCUUCUUGUAGAUAAGAAGCAACCACUGCUUACUUUACUGUGAAAUAACUUCAGUUAUGUUUAAUUUCAUGUUAUCGUAUAAUAAAAUAAUUCCAUAACACACUCACGUGGUCCUGUGGCAGAGUACUUGUGUACAGGAAAAAUGUUUAACACUGGACAAGUCAAACUAAGAAUACACACGCAAUUAAGAGAUUAAACAACUGUGUUAAUUUGUUUCUCUGUAGCUUGUAUAAUUUUGUUUUUACAGUACCUAUUUGAGUAUAAAAUUCAAAUGUUGGUUAGAUCUAUUUCAGCUAAAAAGUGGUUACUCCUUUUGUGUCACUCGGACUGUUAAAUAUAUAAACUAUAAAUAUUUUGGCAUGACAAGUCAACUCCUCUAAUUAGCUAAAAAAAGUGAAGGAGGACUUGGCAGCAGAUGGAUCAAUUGCAUGGUACCACAAAUAACAGCAAAAGCUAAUUUUGGUGAUCAAAUUAGGAUCAAUCAGGGAGUCACAGUGUUUUACUUUGUCAUUGUGCUGUGAAGUUUGCAAGCAGUUCAAGACCUAAAACACAAACGCAGCUUAGCAAACACCUCAUUUUCACCCGUCUUUGUGACACAAUUUAGGCAAUUCAUUUAGGUCACUACUACCCUGUAACUCCACCGGGUCACAACCAUGACUUAUGCUAAAUGUAAAAAAAAAAUGCAAUAGAAUAAAGCGUGAGAGUGAACCACAGACUUAUAACUGCUUUAUUUGGGUUAAGCAUUUAUUAGGGAACUCACAUCCUUCACUUCCUGCUUUUUUUAAACACUUAACUGUGAAUCUGUUAACAUUUGUACAGAUUGUAUACUGUAUGUACUUAAAUCAUAUUGUUGUAAUAUUAACUAAUAAUCUGCAGACAUUUAACACAAUAGUCUCAUAGCAUGGCCUAAUUGUCUUUUAUAUUUUCCAAGCUGUUAAUAGUAAGGAUACAGAAUUAUGUCUAUAUUUCAAUCAAUAAAGAUAGACAAAACUGC
Molecule: messenger RNA, 6697 nt
Organism: Cynoglossus semilaevis (tongue sole)
Lineage: Eukaryota; Metazoa; Chordata; Actinopteri; Pleuronectiformes; Cynoglossidae
Gene: akap12b
Product: A kinase (PRKA) anchor protein 12b
Exons: 4
Coding region: 380-4780 (1466 amino acids)
Biological process (GO): regulation of protein kinase C signaling; signal transduction
Cellular component (GO): cytoplasm
Molecular function (GO): protein kinase A binding; calmodulin binding
Source: RefSeq, a predicted model, not a curated record